AUGAGAAACUCACUCAAAGCCUUGCUACUCGUUCUACUUUUAGGCGAUGUGUCUGCCAAAAAAAGUAGUAAAACUUCGAACAAGGCACCGGCGAUAACGUCAGUACCCAUUAAUACGGAUAUAUCUAAUAUACUUGAUCAAGUGUUCAAAAAUAUGAAAUAUCAGGCGCCAAAGGAUUGUAAACCACUUCCAGGAGGAUCGAUUGUAAAUGUAUGCAAUAACGGCACAGAUCCCUUACUGAAAAUCAAAGAAUUCACUAUAGAUCCAUAUCCAUUGGUCCCGGGUCAUGUCACAUUCAACAUGAUUUAUGAACUGGAGAAGGAAAUUCCACAAGGAACAUAUCUUCGGAUCACUAGUUUUUCAGAAGAUGGUCCCAUAUUUGACGGACAAGUAGACUUUUGUCAGUAUGCUACAUUUGCAGAAAUAAAAUGUCCCGUUCCUGCUAGUAAUGAGCCAUUACAUAUGAAACAAGUAUUGGAAGUGCCGGAUGACGUUCCAAGAGGUGUAUACUCUUUUUUCUUCACGGCCUGGAGUCCAGACAAUGAGCUGUUCACCGGUAUUGCUGCUAACAUGCAAAUCGAUAACAAGAAGCUGUUCAUACCAUCUGUCCAUGGAGACGACCUAUAA
Messenger RNA from Sugiyamaella lignohabitans, 627 nucleotides. RefSeq lists its product as uncharacterized. The transcript has a single exon. The coding region runs from base 1 to 627 and encodes 208 amino acids. The record is from RefSeq and is a predicted model, not a curated record. NCBI's taxonomy places the organism in Eukaryota, Fungi, Ascomycota, Dipodascomycetes, Dipodascales, Trichomonascaceae.